AUGACCAACAGUGCCAUGGCCUUGCCUCCAACUCGAAUAAAUCGUCGUCGUUCAACCAAAGCUCUUCAUGAUUUCUUCAGCCGUCCGUUCACUCAGAGAAGAUCGCAGUCGAUUGCCGGUGUUCGGGUAUCGCCGAGAAUCAGUGUGACGCCGAGUUGCACGAGCUCAAAGCACGCAAUGUCAAAUACUAUAGAGAUCUCCAUUACAAUACAUGACUUCGCCACAACCGAAACUGCCACUCAAAUAACCUGUGAGCUCUACGAUAAUGAAACAGAAUGUGAAGACAAAUGGAGCAAAGUUGGAACAAGUUCUCCUCAUCGAUUCUCUCGAAAUAUUGUCUUCACUGAUAAAUUCUCAUAUCAAUACGUUUUCGAGAAAACUCAGUUAAUCAAAGCAGUUUUCUCUCGAUGUCAUGAUCGUGAUAAACCAUCCAGUUCAAGCAGAGAUAUUCUUGCAACUUCGAUUUUCAAGGUUGAUGAACUUAUUGGUUCAUUUGGAUUGCAACUUCGACGACAGCUUGAAAAGAAUGGAAAUAUUGCAUCUGCACUGUCUGGAACACAGAGAGUCACAGACGAAUAUUUGGGUGGAAUCAUUGUUUCUGCUGAAAUGCCAGAAAAAGAACAGCCAAUUGUAGUGCAAUUUCAUGGAAAAUCUUUGGAUCGUAAGGAUUUUCUAUGGGAUGAAACUGCCGUUUUCUUUAGAGUCUUCCGAUUAGAAGAAGGAAAAGACGAUGAUUCGCUAGUUUUCCUAUAUGAAAGUGAAGCUCUGAAAAACCAUUCUCAUCCACAAUGGGCUGAAUUCCGAUUGGACACACAAGACGCUGCAGAUAACAGAAACAGACUUUUGGAAAUUUGGGUAAUGUACAAAGAUGUUGAUGGAAAAGAAGGGUAUAUAGGAAAGUUUUUAACAACUUAUGCCAAAAUGAAAUAUGGACCUGGGUCGGAUAAUGUGUAUAGCGUGAUCAACGAUGUAAAGAAAGCACAGAAAAAGAGUUAUGAAAACAGUGGAAAAAUGGAACUAGUCAAAUUCACAGAUGUCUCAUUUUAUUCUUUCUUGGAUUAUAUUGUCAGUGGAACACAACUUCAUUUUGAAAUUGGUGUAGAUUUUUCGAGUCCAGAACCAGUCCAUGAGCUUGAUCAAAGAAGAUUUGAUGGAGAGCUACAUAUGGCCAUUCGAGCAAUUGGCUCAAUUAUUAGAGAUUAUACACCAAAUCGAUUGUUCGCUGCUUUUGGAAUCGGUGCGAAAAUACCUCCAACAUUCCAUGAAUCAAAUGAAUUUUUCUUGAACUUUUCAAUGGAUCCAAUUUGUCGUGGAUUAGAUGGAGUAAUGGAAGCAUACCGGAAAACACAGACAAUGGUUACCCCAUUAAAAGAAUCAAAACUAUCGCCUGUGAUAAAUUAUGUAACGAGAAUGUCUCAUAGAUCAGGAUUCCGGGGACUUCAUUAUCAUGUUUUAGCGCUCUUCACAAGAGGAGAAGUAACUGAUUUGAAAGAAAUUCAACAAGCUUUGAACUCCGCAUCAGAUGCUCCAUUAUCUAUUCUGAUCAUUGGGAUGGGUGACUUUGAUUUUUCUUCACUACAAAAACUAUGCUCAAAACGAAAAGAUGGACGCCGAGAUGUUGUUCAAUUCAUUCAUCUGAAAUCCUUGCUCAAUGGAGCAGAAGCACCGUGGCUCAAUAAAUCGCGCAUUGCUGAGACAGCUCUUCGUCAUGUACCCCAACACAUGGUACAGUAUAUGCAUAAUGCAAAUAUUGCUGCAAAACCGCCAAUUCAGGUUUGCCGGUCUCCUCUGUUUCAUAGUUCGUCAUUAAUUCCUGAUAAGCCGACUGAAUUUGACUUUGAUUUGGCAAAUAAAAGACCGAGUGUCGGAAUUGAGAUCCCUAGCCUUAUGCCUAAUUUAAUUCUACCACCGGAUCUUUCACCUAGACCCCGGCAAGACAGAAGAGGAAGUGAUACACGUAUGAGUUUAAACACGGUGUAUUAUUAAGUUAAUUUUUUUUAAUUUCAGAAUAUCUUGAUGUGGAAAUAAUGAGAGGAAGUUUAACAGUUCGAGUUCCCGAGAGAUGUCACUCAGUACUUCAAACAAGCAGAGAGCAAUACCAACGAAGGCUAAAAGAGAGAGGAUUAGCAAGGGUUUGUUUUUUUUUUCAAAUAAUUACGCCAAUUUCCGAAAUUCCAAGUUCCUAACUAAAAACUGAUUUUUCAGAUGAAGUUCCCCCGUGUAGAACUGAGCACGUUGGAAUCAAGUGGAGGAUCAACACAAGACUCAUCUCUAUAGCAAUAACUAUUUCAUUUUCAUCCUUUUUAUGUCCAAAUAUUUUUCAUUCAACUUUCACAAUGUCUUUUCAACUGUUCCAAUAUGGCCAAAAUAACGUCAACCAACGAGAUACUUUUGUGUGUAUA
Molecule: messenger RNA, 2402 nt
Organism: Caenorhabditis elegans
Lineage: Eukaryota; Metazoa; Nematoda; Chromadorea; Rhabditida; Rhabditidae
Gene: cpna-5
Product: Copine family protein 5
Exons: 10
Coding region: 1-1986 (661 amino acids)
Molecular function (GO): calcium-dependent phospholipid binding
Source: RefSeq, marked reviewed